AUGGUAGCGGAGCUCUGGAAAGCCAGACUCCGAAACACGUGUCCUCGGCGGUUUGAGUUCAGGGACCACCUUUGCUUUGUUGGCAGGCUUUACGGGAAGCAAGCGAGCUGGGAGAAGCAGUUGUCUGUGGUCGAGGCUGCCGAAGAGCAGUCGUUGAGCUGGGCAGCGCAAGUUGCUUUCGUGCACCUGCAGCAGGAGCACGAGAACCUGGAUCGAGACCUGUCUGUGGGGUCUAUCACUUCAGAGCCCAAUACGCCAGGAUCUCCAGGUGUUUACGUAACUGUGGACGAUUUGAGGAUGAUGAUGCAGCAGAUGACCGCGGCUACAAAGGCUGCGAGCGAUGCUGCAAUGGCUGCAGUACAGGCCAGCUCUUCGAAGGCUGCACUUGGGUCGAGUGAGAUGAGCAGGAUUCUUCCGCGUCCCGAUACGUUCAAGCCGACAACAAGAGAGGAGGAGCACUCCCAGUGGUUGCAGUGGGUGUGGUCACUCAAACAAUAUGUGGUGGCACUGGACACGGCCUACUCCGAGGACCUGAAGAAGAUCGAACAGUUUCCGACUGCAGAGAUUGGAUGGAUAAGCGAUCCUGAAGCCUUGAAGAGAAGUCAACGCAUGUAUGCGUUGCUCUCAGGGCUGGUGCGCGGCAGGGGGCUCCAAGUGAUCCAGCGUGUUCCAUCGCAGAACGGCUACGAGGCUUUGAGACAGCUGAUGCAGCUCUUUCAGCCGUCGAGCCGUGCAAGAUCGCUUGGAAUCCUCACGGCCCUCACUCAGACGCACCCGUUUCGCACCAACGAGCCGUUUCUUGCCCAGCUGCUGGAUCUUGAGAGGGUGAUGGAGGAAUACGAGCGUUCAUCUGGCAAGAAGCUGGAGGAGGACCUCAAAACCUCGACCCUCCUCAAGAGCAUCUCAGGAGGGAUGCGGAACCACCUGUCCACCGUCCUGACGGAGACCUCCUCCUACGACGAGAUCAGAGAGUGGAGCCCUUCGAACCUUUUCAGCACCGAGUCUUCGUAUGCGCAAAAGAAGUCCCACGAGCAGGAACCGCAGCCAAUGGACAUCGGUCAAGUUAAGGGUGGUCCUAAAGGGUACAAAGGUGGCAAAGGUCCUAAGGGUCCUAAGGGUUCAAAAGGUCCAAAAGGCAAUGACAGCAAGGGCAAGUGUGGCAAGGCUGGAGGCAAAGAGUCUAAAGGUUAUUCUCAGAGCUACAACAAUGCCAAAGGCGACAGGAAUCCAGGCAAAGGUGGCAAGGGUGAUAGGAAAGGCAAGAACAAUGCACCGAAGGGGGGCAAUCUGUCCUCCAACACCACAUGCCACAACUGUGGCCGUCCUGGCCACUAUGCAAGAGACUGCUGGCGCCCUCGUGUCAACCAGGUUGAGCAGUCCCAAGGCCAGCCUGGCCCACAGCCUUCCGGAGCUUCUGUGAGCGGCACCUCCACCAGUGCCGGCCCUUCAUAUAGCAGUGCCCCGAGCCAAGCCUCCACAGCCGUGCGUCGUGUCAUUGCCGAGCCUUUUGUGAUGGACAUGAGCCAGCUUGACCUGUCAGGUGAUGACCCUUUCGUGCGAAUGAUUCAUGCACAGCAUUUCCGAUUGGAUGCCACAGAUGGCGACUCAGACUGGGAAGUGAUUGGGUGUUCGAACACAACCCAAGAACAGCAUGUGCGAGCGCUGACCCAAAUCAGCAACACCUGUUCAGUGAUCAUCGACUCUGGAGCUGACGUUUCUUGCAUCCCCUUGAGCUUUGCAUCUUGUGGAGUCAGUUCCCCUGGAGAUUGCGUGAUGCAUGUGCGUGAUGCUCAGGGUGGCAGCAUGCAGGUGAGGGAUGAGCGCAUUGUCGAUUUCGUUUUGCAAAGCCCAAGCCAUGGACAUGUUACCAUCCGUGAGAGAUGCAUAGUCGCAGACGUAAUGCAGCCGCUGAUAAGCAUGGGUCGAUUGAUCAAGCAAGGUUGGUUUCCGUGCCAAAAUGCUCAGGGCUUCUGGCUGAACCACGAUGCUUCAGGAGCUGAUGUUCCUAUGUCAUUUCGAGGCAUGAGCCUUGGAGUGGAUGCUGAAAUCCGUCGCGUCGAGAAGGCCGAGGUCCCAGUUUCUCAGGUGCAAGCAUGCGAUCCACAGAGUUCCCACGUCCAGUCGAAAGGUCCUCAGGUGCAAGCAUGCGAUCCACAGAGUUCCCACGUCCAGUCGAAAGGUCCUCAGGUGCAAGCAUGCGAUCCGCAGAGUUCCCACGUCCAGUCGAAAGGUCCACAAAUUCUGAUCAACAUUUUCUCCCGUACCGUGAACCAUAUUUUGCUUGAACAGAAUGUGACUUUUGGACCUUGUAGGAGUAGCAUCUUGAAAUGA
Messenger RNA from Symbiodinium natans, 2331 nucleotides. The record is from the annotation of a GenBank genome assembly. Lineage: Eukaryota; Dinophyceae; Suessiales; Symbiodiniaceae.